Molecule: messenger RNA, 2963 nt
Organism: Haplochromis burtoni (Burton's mouthbrooder)
Lineage: Eukaryota; Metazoa; Chordata; Actinopteri; Cichliformes; Cichlidae
Gene: melk
Product: maternal embryonic leucine zipper kinase
Exons: 18
Coding region: 163-2217 (684 amino acids)
Biological process (GO): microtubule cytoskeleton organization; intracellular signal transduction; protein phosphorylation
Cellular component (GO): cytoplasm
Molecular function (GO): ATP binding; tau-protein kinase activity; protein serine/threonine kinase activity
Source: RefSeq, a predicted model, not a curated record
ACCGGAAGCAGGAAAUGUAGUCACGUCAACGUGCGAAAUUCAAACUUCUGUAACAAAACAUCGGUCUGCCGGACUCGGGCUUUACCGUGUGGUUAACUGACGCUGCCGUCUUCCUCUGUUUUCGUUCAGGAAAGUUUACCAUCUUGCGCCGGAGCAGGGAAGAUGCCAAUAGAAAGGACGGAGCAUCGCGGAGCGGACGAGCUCCAAAGAUAUUAUGAGGUUUAUGAGACUAUCGGCUCAGGAGGUUUCGCUAAAGUCAAGCUGGGUCGACACAUCUUGACAGGAGAGAAGGUUGCCAUUAAAAUCAUGAAUAAAAAGGAUCUUGGGGAUGACCUACCCCGUGUGAAGGUGGAGAUCGAAGCCAUGAAGAACCUGAGUCACCAACAUAUCUGUCGACUGUAUCAGGUCAUAGAGACCUCCACCCAGAUAUUUAUGGUGUUGGAGUACUGCCCUGGUGGGGAGCUCUUUGACUACAUCAUAGCUAAGGACCGCCUGUCUGAGGAGGAAACCCGGGUCUUUUUUAGGCAAAUUGUGUCAGCAAUGGCCUAUGUCCACAGCCAAGGAUACGCACACAGAGACCUAAAACCGGAAAACUUAUUGAUUGAUGGAGACCACAACUUGAAGCUUAUAGACUUUGGCUUGUGUGCCAAACCUAAGGGAGGGUUGGGCUAUGAGCUGAUGACCUGCUGUGGGAGCCCUGCUUACGCUGCUCCUGAACUUAUCCAGGGAAAAGCGUAUAUUGGAUCAGAGGCUGAUGUAUGGAGUAUGGGAGUACUGCUGUUCGCUCUGCUCUGUGGACACCUGCCCUUUGAUGAUGACAACUGCAUGAUCCUCUACAGGAAGAUUACAAGGGGUACAUAUGAUAACCCAAAGUGGCUCUCUCCAGGUAGUAUCCUCCUCCUCAACCAAAUGUUACAGGUGGACCCAAAGCGGCGUCUGACUGUCAGACAGCUGCUGGACCAUCCCUGGGUGAUGAAAGACUACAACAGCCCUGUGGAGUGGUACAGCAGGCAGCCGCUUGGCUACAUGGAUGAAGACUGUAUCACUGAGAUGGCAGUAAACAUGAAGCGAUCAAGACAGAGCACCACAGCGCUGGUGAAGGAGUGGCGAUAUGACCACAUCACAGCCACCUACCUGCUGCUGCUGUCUAAGAAGCAGAGGGGAAAGCCUGUCCGCCUGCGCCCUGAGCCAGCUGUCUGUGAGGACUCGUGCUCGCCUCUGCAUCAGGGACUACAGACCAGAAAAGCUCUGCACUUCAGUGAGGAUGAAGACGCUUUGAUUGUGGAUUCCUUGGACAUUUGCUCAGACUACAUCGAUGAUUGCCCCUGGGUUUCAGUUCCACAGCACACACCCCAGAGGGUCAGAGGUCAGCCAGAUGGAAUCAUAAAAAAAGACACGAGGCUGGUAUCGCCAUCAGUGGAAAAAGGACAUCCUUCAAGCCCGACCCCAGAGAGAGCGCGAAAAGCGACACCUCGCUACCAUAGAGAGAGGAACCGAGAACAGGCCAGCGAGAACAAGGAGAAUAAUGAUGUCCAAGACAGAGACGUUGACAUUUUUGCCUUGCCUCCACCUCGAACGCCUGUAUCCAGUAAGAGGAAUGCACGCCUCAAUAAGAAUGUGUUGACCACACCCAAUCAAAAUGCUAAUAUCAACAGCCCCAAACCCAGUGUGGCCACACCUAAAGGUGGAGACGGCUCAUCCAAAGAGCACAAGAAGAGAGCAGUAGAGAACAAGGAUCCUGCAAAUGCAGAAAUCAUAGCCUUCAGCCCAGAGCGGAGGUCCAGGUCACUGGACUUGGCUGUCACAGGAGACAGUGGGAAGAAGAAACGAGGGGGAAAGAUGUUUGGUUCCCUGGAGAGAGGUCUGGAUAAGGUGAUAACCAUGCUCACGCCAAACAAGCGACGAGCUCUGCGGGAUGGUCCACGUAAGAUUAAGGCACAGUACAACGUGACUCUGACCAGUCAGACCAAUCCAGACCAGGUGCUUAACCAGAUCCUCUCCAUCCUGCGGGAGAAAAACAUCGACUUCACACAGAAAGGGUAUACUCUGAAAUGUCAAACCUGGGGUGACUUCGGGAAGGUGACGAUGGCGUUUGAACUGGAGGUGUGCUUGCUGCAAAGGCCCGAAGUUGUCGGGGUCCGCCGCCAGAGGCUGAAGGGAGACGCUUGGGUAUACAAGCAUCUGGUGGAGGACAUUCUCUCCACAUCCAGUAUUUGAAGGGAAAAAAGCACUUUUUUACCAGUAUCUACUAGUCCUAAGUGAAUUCGCACUGGCUUUCUUUGCUGAAGAAAUACCACUGACUAACCAAUGAGUGAUGCAGAUACAUGGACAAUGAUCAGUCCUUCAUUGUUUGGAAUAUUGUCCGUAGGCUAGUCCAGAAUUCCCAAAAUACAUGUUACAUUAAAUUUAUGAGCAUCACGUCUCAGGAUCCUGUCUGUACAGUGCGUCUUGUUUUAUGUAGAACAUUUUUUAAUUUCCAUUUUCAUAAUGAGUAAGCUUUAUGUAAUUGAUGUAAAGUGAGUUGAGGUGUGUGUCUGAAAUGAAACGGGACUUCUUACACUAUACCUUCCAGCUUCUUAUUAACAUAUUUAUGUCUUCUUGUUGUUGUUCUCCCCUGUAGAUGCAAAAUUUUUAUGAAUAGGAUGAAGUGUAAAGAAUGACUAAUUCUCUGUACACAUGUUUACAGCUUUCAUCAUGUUUUUAUGUGGUUAUAUUAAAUGUCCUUUUUUCUGUCUCGGUUUCUGUAUCACAUGGUGUCUGUAUGUUUUUUCUGAAAAUGCAAAAGCAGCAAAAAUAAAUGAUUUUUGCAUUCAUGAAGACAGAUGAUUGAGAUGAAUUUAGCUACUUUCUUAACUUCAAAUGUUGUUUGUUCAUUCAGCAGUUGAUGGAGCAGUGGUGUGUUUUACACUCUUGUCAUCAGCCUUCUGUUCGUCCUCUAGGCUUCACUUCACUUUGGUAGAAAG